Molecule: messenger RNA, 1741 nt
Organism: Morus notabilis
Lineage: Eukaryota; Viridiplantae; Streptophyta; Magnoliopsida; Rosales; Moraceae
Product: phenylalanine--tRNA ligase alpha subunit, cytoplasmic
Exons: 18
Coding region: 102-1562 (486 amino acids)
Biological process (GO): phenylalanyl-tRNA aminoacylation
Cellular component (GO): cytoplasm; phenylalanine-tRNA ligase complex; cytosol
Molecular function (GO): phenylalanine-tRNA ligase activity; tRNA binding; ATP binding
Source: RefSeq, a predicted model, not a curated record
ACACAGGGUAUCAGAGUGAAGUUAGCCCUUACAGCAAGCUCGAGAGAGAGAAAGACGACGCACUCACGCUCAGAAAGCUUUCUCAUCUCUUGCAAGCAGAAAUGGCGGAGGAGGCGAUUCUCGGCUACUUGGAGACCCACGACCUAAUCUCUGACUCUGGUGUCUUCGCCGCUGAGCGCGGAAUUGGUCACAACGAGGUCGUCAACAUCAUCAAGAGUCUCCAUGGUUUCCGAUACGUCGACGCCCAGGACAUUAAGAAGGAGGCAUGGGUGCUUACUGAUGAGGGAAAAACGUAUGCUGCAACGGGAUCACCUGAAGUACAACUAUUCCUCGCCGUACCACCAGAGGGUAUCCCAAAAGAAGAACUACAGAACAAGCUUGCGCCAUCAGUUUACAAAAUAGGUUGUGCCCAGGCCGCAAAGAAUAAAUGGGUGGAGAUGGGAAAAUUAAUAACCAGAAAGGUUGAACAUGUGGAUGAUAAGGUGAAAGAUUUACUUCUGCGGAUAAAUGAUGGACAGGCUGUUGACCAAGAUGGCAUUAAGGCUCUCAAAGCAAGAAAGCUUAUUGCUCCACAGACAUGGAAGGGCUACUCAGUGAAAAAGGGUCCCAAUUAUGCUCCAAAAAGAAAGAAAGUUGCUACAGAUCUGACUCGGGAGAAUUUGCAGGGGGGGGACUGGAAGGAAUUGGAGUUCAAAGAAUAUAACUUCACCGCUAAAGGUCUUCCCAUUGAAGGCGGUCAUCUUCAUCCACUCCUCAAGGUAAGACAUCAACUGAAGGACAUCUUUCGACAAAUGGGGUUUGAGGAAAUGCCGACAAACAAUUUUGUUGAGAGCAGCUUCUGGAAUUUUGAUGCGCUUUUCCAACCACAACAACACCCCGCACGCGAUUCACACGAUACGUUCUUCUUGCAAGCUCCUUCAACUACAAAGGAACUGCCUGAAGAUUAUGUUGAGCGGGUGAAGCGUGUUCACGAGUCUGGUGGUUAUGAUUCUAGGGGAUAUGGAUACGAUUGGAAAAGAGAUGAAGCAAACAAAAACCUUUUGCGAACUCAUACUACUGCUGUUUCCUCCAGGAUGCUUUAUCUGCUGGCACAGAAACCAUUUGUUCCCAAGAAGUACUUCUCUAUAGACCGUGUUUUCAGAAAUGAAGCAGUAGAUCGGACUCAUCUUGCGGAGUUCCACCAGAUAGAAGGUUUGGUAUGUGAUCGAGGGCUUACGCUUGGUGACUUGAUAGGAGUCUUGCAUGAUUUCUUCUCCCGUCUGGGUAUGUCGAAGCUGCGGUUCAAACCUGCUUAUAAUCCAUAUACUGAACCCAGCAUGGAGAUUUUCAGUUAUCAUGAAGGUUUUAAGAAGUGGGUAGAGGUUGGGAAUUCUGGCAUGUUUAGACCUGAGAUGUUGCUUCCCAUGGGACUCCCAGAAGAUGUUCGUGUUAUUGCAUGGGGUCUUUCCCUUGAAAGGCCUACCAUGAUUCUGUAUGGGAUCGAUAACAUUCGGGAUCUCUUUGGACCCAAGGUCGAUCUUAGUCUCAUCAAGAAAAAUCAAAUUUGUCGGCUUGGAAUUUAGAAUACUAUUUUCUAUUGUUGUAAAAUUUUUUAUUUUAUUCCAUCGCUACUUUUUCCUUUUGAGAACAAUUUGGUACCUGCUGAGUUCAUUAAAGGAAACAUUGCGUUUUUGGUGCAAAAUGUACAUGGGAGACCUAGUUUAAUCAAUUGAAUAACAGCUCAACUAGUUUUGUAUCAAAA